AUGUCCAACCUCACUACAUCCAUCCAACUUACUAAACAAAGUAGAUAUAGAUUGAAUAAUGGGCAUCAAAUUCCUGUAACGGGGUUUGGAUGUUACGAAGUUCCACUCAACAAGUCCAAGGAGUUAGUUUACGAGGCUUUAAAGGCUGGAUAUCGUCACAUUGACUGUGCAGCCGGGUAUCGUAACGAAAAGGAAACAGCGCAAGGAGUGGCCGAAUUCUUGAAGGAAAACCCGGACGUAGACAGACAAGAUAUUUGGUACACCACUAAAAUUCAAAACUCAGACCAUGGCUACGAAGAAACCAAAAAGGCUGUACAAAAGAUUAGCGACAACGUAAAACAAUACAUCGGUUAUGUUGACUUGGUGCUUAUACAUUCGCCUAAAUCCAACAAGGAAAAGAGAUUGGCUACGUGGAAGGCAUUGCAGGAGUUUGUCACCAACCCAACUAAUCCAGUGUUGAACAUCAAGUCCCUUGGGGUUUCGAACUACGGAAUUGCCCAUUUGGAAGAAUUAUUGAACUGGGAUGGAUUAUUGAUCAAGCCAGUAGUGGAUCAAUUGGAAUUGCACCCAUGGUUACCGCAAUUAAAAUUGAGAGAAUAUUUAGUGGAGCAUGACAUAUUAGCUGAAGCUUACUCUCCAUUGACCCAGGGAUAUAAGCUCAACGAUAAAGAACUCUUAGACUUGGAGGCUAAAUAUAAGAUUCCUAAGGCAGAGAUUUUAUUGAAGUGGUCUUUCUUACAGGGGUUUAUCGUAUUGGUUAAGUCCGAGAAGGUGGAAAGAAUCAAGCAAAACUUGGGUGUUUUAGCAGACGGGAAGAAUGAUGAAUUGGACGAAACAACCCAUCUUGGUAAGGUCGAUUUGGAUUAUGAAAUUCUCGAGGCCUUAGAUAAACCUGAAUCACACGAAGUUUUAACUUGGGGUAAUCAAGACCCAACUCAAUACGUGGAUCCUAAAUAA
Messenger RNA from Debaryomyces hansenii CBS767, 957 nucleotides. RefSeq lists its product as uncharacterized. The transcript has a single exon. Gene Ontology annotation, molecular function: oxidoreductase activity. Bases 1 to 957 code for a protein of 318 amino acids. Lineage: Eukaryota; Fungi; Ascomycota; Pichiomycetes; Serinales; Debaryomycetaceae. The record is from RefSeq and is a predicted model, not a curated record.